Anthonomus grandis grandis is the source of this 1921-nucleotide messenger RNA. RefSeq names its product protein arginine N-methyltransferase 1 (gene Art1). The coding region runs from base 148 to 1209 and encodes 353 amino acids. Gene Ontology annotation, biological process: peptidyl-arginine methylation. The record is from RefSeq and is a predicted model, not a curated record. Lineage: Eukaryota; Metazoa; Arthropoda; Insecta; Coleoptera; Curculionidae. Gene Ontology annotation, molecular function: protein-arginine N-methyltransferase activity. The transcript has 6 exons. Gene Ontology annotation, cellular component: nucleus.
AGUCAUAAAAGAAAACGAAAAGUCCCUAGAAGACGUCACAUUCCCUUUUAUCAAAAAACGCCAAACCGUUGCUGGUUUCGGCGCCAAGAAAACAGAAAUAACCGACGAAUCCACCGAAAAAACAGUGCCAGAAAAUUAUCAAAUAAUAUGGACACAAUGGAAAUAACCCCAACCAAUAACCAUAUCUCGAAAGAUGAGAAAAUGGAGGAUGUGCCUGCAGAUGAAAUGACUUCUAGAGAUUACUAUUUUGAUUCUUACGCUCAUUUUGGCAUUCACGAAGAAAUGUUGAAAGACGAAGUGCGCACGCUCACCUAUAGAAAUUCAAUGUACCAUAAUAAGCAUUUAUUUAACGGAAAAGUUGUAAUGGAUAUAGGUUGUGGCACAGGAAUUCUAAGCAUGUUUGCUGCAAAAGCUGGAGCAAAGAAAGUUAUAGCAGUAGAGUGCUCCAACAUUGUCGAAUAUGCAAGGAAAAUUGUGGAAACUAAUAAGUUGGAUCAUAUUAUUACCAUUGUUAAAGGCAAAGUGGAAGAAAUCACCCUUCCGGAUGGCAUAGAGAAAGUGGACAUCAUUAUUUCAGAAUGGAUGGGUUAUUGCCUGUUUUAUGAAAGCAUGUUAGACACAGUUCUUUUUGCUAGAGAUAAAUGGCUAAAACCUGACGGCCUUCUUUUCCCCGACCGUUGCUCUUUGUUCAUAACGGCGAUCGAGGACCGUCAAUAUAAAGAUGAGAAAAUUAAUUGGUGGGACGACGUUUAUGGCUUCGACAUGAGCUCAAUUAGAAAAGUAGCAAUAAGUGAACCGCUAGUCGACGUAGUGGACCCGAAACAAGUAGUCACCAGUCCUGCCCUGGUUAAGGAGGUUGACCUCUAUACCGUGAAAAAAGAAGACUUAGAAUUCUCAUCGAAUUUUUCGUUAGGUGUGCGUAGAAACGACUACGUCCAAGCCUUAGUAACUUACUUUACGGUGGAGUUCACAAAAUGCCACAAACGAAUCGGUUUCACGACCGCGCCAGAUGCUCCUUACACCCAUUGGAAACAAACUGUGUUCUAUUUCGAGGACUAUAUGACAGUACAAAAGGGUGAAGAAAUCCACGGCACCUUCACAAUGAAACCAAAUAACAGAAACAAUCGGGAUCUCGAUUUUGUUAUCAAAUUGGACUUCAAAGGGGAGCUGUGCGAAGUGCACGAGGAGAACAGGUAUCGGAUGCGCUAAGACACUUAUAUUUAGUUCAUGUGUUUUAUCAUUGUGGCUUCUUGAAAUUCAUUUACUAUUUACCCCCUGAAGCAGUAUAAAAAUCAAUUAUUCUAGGUUCUUUUUUGUUUAAUUAGUUGGUGCGUUUUGUUGUAUUUGGUUUGUCAUAGUGAACAUUACGAAGUAAUUUUUUUUUUUAUUUGAAGCAAAUUGUAUCUGGAAACUAAUGCAGAAGUAUUAGUUUAAUCUUAUAAACUAAUACUUCUAAAGUAAGAGUAAAUAUCAACCAAAAAAAUGUGGACUAAAAUAUGGUUUGUCAAAAUUAUUAUUAUUAUUAUUAUUAAUUUAUUUGUCUCUAAGAUAAAAGAAGCUGUAAGUUAUUAUAUUUUAAUAACUUAAUUAGUUUUACUACUAAAUUACUUAUUAUCGAAGUAACUUAAUUUCUUUUAUCGCAUUUUCUCGUGCUUAAGGAAAUCUCAAACUUAAGACUUAAUUCAAUUAUAGACCGAAUAUGAUCUCGAUAUUUUUCAAUUUUACUCAACUACUAUCUAUCAACAAAGCGCACUACCUGUCCGAAAGUGUGAUCUUAGGAACCAGGAAAACCUGUGUAUAAUCCUUUUUUAUAUAUUAAAGAUCUGUAGGCGUAAGUAAUUACCUUUCUUUUUAUAAAAAUAAGUACCACUAAUAUUAGCUUAUAUAUGUAAAGUUUCUGGAACAAAAUUAUUUUAGUUGA